Molecule: messenger RNA, 1491 nt
Organism: Scheffersomyces coipomensis
Lineage: Eukaryota; Fungi; Ascomycota; Pichiomycetes; Serinales; Debaryomycetaceae
Exons: 1
Coding region: 1-1491 (496 amino acids)
Biological process (GO): mRNA splicing, via spliceosome
Cellular component (GO): catalytic step 2 spliceosome
Molecular function (GO): protein binding; mRNA binding
Source: RefSeq, a predicted model, not a curated record
AUGUCUAUCGUACAAGGAUAUAGUUCUAGUGAAGAUGAAGAUCAUAUAGUCGAUAACAUACCGAAACUACCUGUUUAUCAAUUGAAGACUUAUGCAGAUAUUAAUGAAGAAAAUGAACAUUCAAAGACAGUAACGGUCGAGAACAAUAAACAAGCUGUAUUGGGAGGUAGUAUAGAGAAAGCCUAUGUUGAUGAUCUUAAUCAAGGAUCUCCCAAUGUUACAUCUAAGAGAUCUAAGGAACUACAGAAAUCAUUAAAACGCAAACGGAAGAAGGUAGCGAAAGAUGUGGAUGACUAUGAUUCUGUGAUUGAUCCAUGGGCAGAAUAUGAAGAAUCAAGUGAUAAUGAACCACAGCACAAACAUAAUAACGGUAAUGAAAUAGUACUCGAGGAGAAGGAAGAAGAAGUAACCAUUGAACCAUAUGAAUCUGAUAAAGAAGAGUCUACUCAGAUCCAUACUGAAUUUGUUGGAUCAUCUGAAUUUGAUUACUUGGGAAGAACAUAUAUGCAUAUACCACGAGAUUUGGAUAUUAAUUUGAUGAAAGAAUCAGGUCUGCAAGAAUGUUUCGUUCCAAAAGUUAUCAUGCAUAAGUUUGAAGGGCAUGCUAAAGGAGUUACUAAACUUGAAUUCUUCCCCAAAUCAGGUCAUUUAUUAUUAUCAGCUGGAAAUGAUGGUAGAAUUAAGCUUUGGGAUAUGUAUCAUAAACGAGAAUUACUUCGAGUAUAUUACGGUCAUUCACGAUCAGUAAAGGAUGUUUCAUUUAAUAAUAAAGGGGAUGAAUUUCUUCUGUGUGGGUUUGAUAAACAAAUAAGAUUAUGGAAUACUGAAACUGGUGAUAUAAAGAAAACUAUUAAAGUGAAUGCUAUCCCGAACGCUAUAAAGUUCAAUCCCAAUAAUGAAAAUGAAUUCAUUGUUGGAUUAAGUAAUAAUAAGAUUGAACAUUAUGAUUUAAGUGCCAUUCAUUAUCAAACCCCAGUUCAAUCUUAUGAUCAUCAUUUAGGAUCAAUCAAUUCAUUAACGAUUGUGGAUGAUGGAAAUCGAUUCAUGUCAACCGCUGAUGAUAAAACGGUUCGAUUCUGGGAUUGGCAAGUGAAUAUCCCUGUCAAAUUCAUAUCUGACCCAUCACAACAAGCGAUGAAUUCUCCGGUAGUUUACCCUGGUGGUAGUUACAUUGCCUUACAAAGUAUGGAUAAUUCGAUUCGUGUGAUUCAAGGUCACGGAAAAUAUAAAUUCAAUAAAAAGAAGGUAUUCACAAGUCAUCAUCUGGCUGGAUUUGCGAUUGGGAUUGAUAUUUCUCCUGAUGGUAAAAUUAUCUUAAGUGGUGAUUCUAAAGGGUCGGCAUAUUUUUGGGAUUGGAAAACGUGUAAAUUAAUUAACAAAAUUAAACUCGGUAAUAAUAAUAAACCUAUCAAUUGUAUAAAAUUCCAUCCUCAAGAGAAAAGUAAAGUGGUGAUGGCUGGUGUAAGUGGUGAAAUCUACUAUGGUGAUUAG